ACAUCUCUAGUUGUCUUUGACUUAAGCUCCAAAUUCACGAGUGAAUCAAAAGUGGCAACUCCUCCCAUAUCCAUUUCCAUGCAUAAAUACACCUCCCUCUGCACCAUCCUCUCCAACUCAAUAUCAACACUUAUCUCAAACCAUGUCUAAUUCCAUUUUUCAAUACCUUCUCCUACUGUUCUUCAUUGCACCCACUUUUUCUCAACAAUCUUUCAGACCAAAAGCACUUGUCCUCCCAGUCACAAAAGAUACCUUAACAACAAACCAAUACAUAGCACAAAUCAACCAAAGAACCCCACUCGUCCCACUAAAUCUCGUCGUUGAUCUCGGCGGCCAAUUCCUCUGGCUAGAUUGCGAACAACACUAUACUUCCUCCACAUACCGCCCUGCACGCUGCCGCUCCGCCCAAUGCUCCCUCGCCAAAUCCACCGCCUGCGGUGAUUGCUUCUCAUCCCCUAAACCCGGUUGUAACAACAACACCUGCGGUCUCUUUCCCGAUAACACCGUUACCCAUACCGCCACCAGCGGCGAACUCGCAGAAGACGUUUUAUCAGUCCAAUCCACCAACGGCUUCAAUCCAACUCAAAACGUCGCCGUUUCUCGUUUUCUAUUUUCGUGUGCACCGACUUCUUUAUUACAAGGACUCGCUAGUGGUGCUUCUGGUAUGGCUGGUCUCGGCAGAACUAAAAUCGCUUUUCCAUCUCAAUUAGCUUCUGCUUUUAGCUUCGACAGAAAAUUCGCUAUUUGUUUUUCGUCUUCAGACGGCGUCGUUUUAUUCGGUGACGGUCCUUACGGUUUUCUCGCAAAUAACAGAUCUCUCCCAAACGUGGUUUAUGAUUCCGAGUCGCUAACUUACACGCCGCUUUUAAUUAAUCCAGUCAGCACGGCUUCGGCUUUCACUCAAGGUGAGCCGUCAGCCGAGUAUUUCAUCGGCGUGAAAAAAAUAAAAAUAGAUAAAAAAGUGGUUGCGCUUAACACGAGUUUGUUAACGAUAAACAGUAACGGUUUUGGUGGAACGAAACUGAGUACGGUGAAUCCUUACACGGUUCUAGAAAGUUCUAUUUACAAAGCGGUUACGGACGCUUUUGUUAAAGCGUCGGUUGCUAGAAACAUAACGAGGACGGAUUCGUUUGAGCCAUUUGAAUUCUGUUACAGUUUUGAUAAUUUGAGUGGGACGCGAUUGGGUGCGGCCGUGCCUACUAUUGAGCUCGUUUUGCAAAAUGAAAAUGUGGUUUGGAGUAUAUUUGGUGCGAAUUCGAUGGUGAAUAUAAAUGACGAUGUUUUGUGUCUCGGGUUUAUGAAUGGUGGUGAGAAUGUGAGGACUUCGAUUGUGAUUGGAGGGUAUCAGUUGGAUAAUAAUCUUUUGCAAUUUGAUUUGGCUGCAUCUAGAUUGGGAUUUAGUGGAUCAGUCUUUGCUCGACAAACUGAUUGUUUUAGAUUCAACUCUACAACAUCCAUCGCUUAGAUCUACUUGCAUCUGUCUUUUGCCAAAUCCUAAGUUUUGGCCUUAUUAGUCAUUACAGAAUCGUCACGCUUUGAAGUUUGAAUAAAUGGCCUUAUUGGUGUGUUGCCUUUCGUUCAUUAUAUAGAUGAUUGGCUUUGAAAUUCAUGCAUGUAUGGCUUGGCAAGGAGUAGUGUGAUGUAAACUAGAUUCUACUGGUAUUAUACACUUUCCCUUUUUAUUGUAUGCACCUGGUUUUAUGUAUCUAAGAUUGAAUAAUUUUGUCUAAGAGACAUAAACAAACACUGUAUUUAAUCUUUCAUUGAUUUCCAGUGUAUGAAACCUUAUCCCUUCAUGUUA
Messenger RNA from Cicer arietinum (chickpea), 1801 nucleotides. Its product is annotated as probable aspartic proteinase GIP2. The record is from RefSeq and is a predicted model, not a curated record. Gene Ontology annotation, biological process: proteolysis. Lineage: Eukaryota; Viridiplantae; Streptophyta; Magnoliopsida; Fabales; Fabaceae. Gene Ontology annotation, molecular function: aspartic-type endopeptidase activity. Gene Ontology annotation, cellular component: extracellular region; plasma membrane; cell wall.